AUGAGUGGCAUCAAAUUUCUCAAGCGCAUCUUUGCGGUCGCAAACAUGACGGACGACAGCGACGAAGGGGUCACCCUCCAGCGGGACCUCCCAUAUGAGGCUGGGGAGGAUGGUGACAGCGAGGAUGACCUGAACCUGGACGAGAUGUUGGGGUACAUGCAGCAGCUCAAGCAGAGCGGGGUUAAGCUCGGCAAGAAGAAGAAGAAGAAAAAGGGUCGCCUAAGCACUAUCCUAGCAAGCCCUAGCAGCGACGGUGCGGGACCAUCGUCAACACCUGCUGACACGGCAGCGCAAACUACGCCGGCCACUACGGCGGCCUUCACGGUUGCCGCCGUAACCGAGUUGGCCGCUCCAUCUGACAAUCCUAUGCCUCUCGCCGCAAGUACCGGAACCACUACCGAUGCAUCUGCUGCUGUUUCUAUUCCUGUUGGCGCGACCACCGAAAUCACACCCGCGGUGACAGUGGUCAACGCAGCAUCGGUCUCCACUCCAUCUCCCAACACUGCUCUCGCCUCUGCUGGUGCUGCAAAUCAAACCUCCACUGUUGUUGACGCUUCAGGCGUCACUGCCGUAGCCGCUGAUAACCCAACUGCCGGCACUGCCGCUGGCAGAGUUGUCGAAUCACCUUUGGGGUUUUCCGUUCCAGUAAACGCCCGAUCCAAUCACGCAGCAGCUGUUGAGGCCUUCCAGCUGCAAGGUCAGAUUGAUGACCUUCGAACAACCCUUCGGCAAACACAGGAGCGCGAGAGGGAGUUGUCGAACCUCCUCUCAGAGCGUGACGCCGAGGUAUCAGCGCUAAACCAGCGCUGCGCUGAGUUCAUCAGGCUGAACGAGCAGCUCAUCCAGGAUCUGUCCGCUGCUCAGGGUACGGGAGUACUCGCUGUACCGCGUCAUGUCCCUCCCACUUUCAACAUGGAUCGCAUCCCCCGCGACGCCAAUGGCGCUCUCAUCAUCCCCCCACUUGUCAGCCAUGAUCAGCAUUUUGGGAGAAAGGCAACCGAGGCGUUCACGUACCUGUUGUUGGAUGCGCCUGCACGUUCGAUGCAGUUCUACCCUGAGUGGGCGGAGUUCCGGGAGGUCGCGUGUAUGAAGUACGAGAACGCGGGCGUGCAGUCUGACGUAUUUUACUACGUCAUUAGCAACGACCCCAACAAAGAGGCGCUGGCCAUGCGGAAGGGCCGCCUUACCCCGGCACUGGACACUGCUGAGGCAGUGAACCGCCGGAAUGUUGCUCUGAAGAUAGACCACGUUGCGGCCUGGAUCAAGGCCACCUAUGACGUAGGGGAUGUGGCUAUCUGGGAAUACAGGCCUCCUGCUGGCUUCAACAUGAGCCCUGUCAUCAAGAUCCUGGUGGAGGGCUUAGAGUCCUAG
Molecule: messenger RNA, 1371 nt
Organism: Closterium sp. NIES-65
Lineage: Eukaryota; Viridiplantae; Streptophyta; Zygnematophyceae; Desmidiales; Closteriaceae
Source: the annotation of a GenBank genome assembly